This is a messenger RNA of Coffea arabica (coffee), 2123 nucleotides long. Lineage: Eukaryota; Viridiplantae; Streptophyta; Magnoliopsida; Gentianales; Rubiaceae. The record is from RefSeq and is a predicted model, not a curated record.
UCAUACGCCGCAUUAGUAUUAGUUUUAUAUCACCCAUUCUAUUUUCUACACCUUAGAGAGAUGUUUCCCAGCUCGAGUUGCACCAAUUUUAAACCGACCCGUUGAACGACGGUUCACCGAUUUCAAUCCUUUCUAAACCAAAGCUAUUUUGAAAUUCCUAAAAAUUCAAAAGGUUUAGGAAAUUCGCAAAAGAAAUUAGGGAAAGAAAUGUUAGAAUUGAAAUCGAUCUCAAAAAUUCCUCCCAAAAUCAUCUCUAAUUUUUUGUUAAUUUGCCUAGCGUGGCAUCUGAUCAUACUUGAGCUAGGCUCCACUGUAUCAGCCAUCAGGAAAGAUGUGAGCCUUCAGGAGAAUCGUCAUUGCAGAACUACAGUUCAAGGAAGAUACUUACUCUCUGACGAUAAUGGUCAUGUAUGUGAUGCACUCUCAGUUGAUCCAAAGUCCAGAUGCUGUCCUAUCAGAGGAGAGCAAUUCUCUUGUCAUGGCUGCAACCUUGUUUCACAAUGCUGUAACUCUUAUGAAUAUUGUGUUUCGUGCUGCCUCAAUCCAGCUCGGACACAAAAGGAUCUGGUGUUGAAGCUUAAGAUAGCAAAGCCAGUAAGUGCAGGAACCUAUUCAAGCAUUUUUGAUUAUUGUGCUGGGAGGUGUCGCCAUAAUUCAGAGAGUGUAGUCCAUGAGAAUGCGUAUCUAAGUGAUUUUCAUCAUUGUUUCUCUCUACCAUCUAAUUCUUCUGGGGAUUCAGACGUGCAAAUAGAAGCAAGACUGGUUGGCAUAAAGAUCAUUGCCGGAAGGCAAGGGGAAUCAUGUGACUCAGUAUGCAAGUCAAAUGGACAAUCUUGUGUGCCCAACAAGUUAGCUUUACUUAACCAGUGCCAGAUCAUGCAGAAGUACUUUAGCUGCAAAGGAUCAUGUUUGGCAAGUAUUGGAGCUGAUCAACCUGCUGAAGUAGUUGAUGAUGCUCCAAAUGAUCUGAACCCAGGAGCAUGCUUGUACACAGAAAAACAAUCAAUUCUUUCUUGUGAUGGUUCACAUCAGCAUACGAGGAGGCUUUGCCCCUGUGCAUAACGUGUUUGGAAAAGCAAUGAGACAAAGUAUGUGACUCAUUCGUCCAGAGGUGUUAAGAAGACACAAACAAAUUGGUGACUUGUGGUGGAGCAGGAACAAUCUGAUCAGGUAUUUUCUUAGUUUCGGUACUAUUGGUUGAUAGCUUGAUAGUUGAUACUUAGCUAAUUUGUUUAAUAUUUUAUUACUGGGGAAUUCUUACCUGAGAAAUAAAUAAAGAAGAUCAUUUCAUGCAAGGAAAUAAUGACCAAGUGUAAGUGCAAUGAAAAUUUGAUUUGUUUGACGAAUAAAAAUUUUGAGAAAAAAAAAAAACUAACAUGGAGACAAAUAUUCAAUUAAGCUUAAGAAAUCAGAAUGCUAAUUGAGUGGGAUUUUAAUAUUUGUGUAAAAAAAAUAUAAUUUAAAAGAAGAAAAUCAUGGAGAAUUUGUCCAAAUCAGCAUUUACGGAACUAAAGUAUAAUAAGGCGCUUUCUUAUGCACACAAACAUAGAGAGAAAAUCACUCAAGGAGAAGGUAUUACAUGCUUCAUGUGCAUCACGUGACAUGGUACGUGAUGUACUAGUAUUAAAUUGUCAAAUAAUAGCGAUGAAUCAUGUAUUGUCUUCUACCUCCUAGACAAAAUAUAAGCAGCUAAAGUACAAUUAUCUAGUGAUAAAUUAUUAGUAUUAGUGCACCAUGUGACAAUGUCAAGUGGUGCAUCCGGAGUAUCCAAUCUUAUUCUGUAAAUACGGUAAACCAAAGAACAGCAGAUGAAUAAUUUCCAUAUAAAUCUUAUCCUAUGAUAGUCUCCUCUGAACGAGAAGGAAGUGUAUUAAGAAACCUACUACUAUGUGAUUAUCUUAGUAAGAAGGUAAAUAAAAUUAAGAAGUCAUGAAAACCUACAAAAAGAAGGAGAAUGAAAAGCCAUCCAAAUCAGCUCCAUGAUAAUGUUAUUGUAAAAUAGAAGUAACUAAUGUAUCAAUUUGUCUAACCAUAAGGGAAAAUAUAUUGUUUCCUUAGUUUCCUAAAUUGGAGGGUGGAUGAGCUUGACAUGCAAUUGAGCAAUUACAAAAAAAAAAAAAAAA